This is a messenger RNA of Loa loa (African eye worm), 177 nucleotides long. RefSeq lists its product as hypothetical. The transcript has 2 exons. The annotation marks the transcript as partial. The record is from RefSeq and is a predicted model, not a curated record. Lineage: Eukaryota; Metazoa; Nematoda; Chromadorea; Rhabditida; Onchocercidae.
AUGCGUGAUCCAUUGCUAUUAAAAGUGAAAUUCAUUCAAAUCAUCGUUACUGCAUUAGCCAUAGGAAUGGUAAAUUUUCAAACACAAAUAACAGGUCCAACUAUAAUGAAUUUGGAAGGUAUACUGUAUAAUACCAUACGUGAUAUGAAUUUCAUUUUUCUCUUUCCAUCUAUCAAU